UCAUCAGUUAUAUUAAGACCGGACUUUUUCACAAUAGUCCUCCGACCAGUUUUCCGACCGGGCAGAGAGUGUUCCUCUGAAAGCUCCGGCGAAUGGCUCUCUCGUCGACGUCUUCCUCCUCAUUGCUCAACCGAGCUAUCCCUUCUCAGGAGCUUAAAGCUCCUCUGAUCAGCCCGUUUCGGCUGUCGGAUCAGAAAUUGGUUUCGUCGGUGACGAUAAGUACUUCGAGGAGACUCAGCUUUGUCAAACCAGUCUGUGCAGAGCCCAAGAGGAGUGACUCAGUCAUUCCUCUUGCAACAGCAACUGCUGCUGCCCCAGAAGUCGAGGAGAAAACGGACACCGAGGACUACGAGAAAUUGGCGAAGGAUUUGGAGAAUGCCUCCCCACUUGAGAUCAUGGACAAGGCCCUCGAGAAGUUCGGGAGCGAUGCGGCCAUUGCUUUUAGUGGAGCUGAGGAUGUAGCCCUCAUUGAGUAUGCGAAGCUCACCGGUCGACCCUUUAGGGUCUUUAGUCUUGACACUGGAAGACUCAACCCGGAGACAUACCAGUUCUUUGAUGCGGUGGAGAAGCACUACGGGGUUCGCAUCGAGUACAUGUUCCCUGAUGCUGUAGAGGUUCAGGCCCUUGUCAGAAGUAAAGGGCUCUUCUCCUUUUACGAGGAUGGCCACCAGGAGUGCUGCCGGGUGAGGAAGGUUAGGCCCUUGAGGAGGGCCCUGAAGGGCCUCCGAGCUUGGAUAACAGGCCAAAGAAAGGACCAGUCCCCCGGGACAAGAUCCGAGAUUCCUGUCGUCCAGGUGGAUCCUGUCUUUGAAGGUAUGGAUGGUGGAAUUGGAAGCUUAGUGAAGUGGAACCCUGUCGCCAAUGUGGACGGCCGAGAUAUAUGGAACUUCCUUCGAGCCAUGGAAGUGCCUUUGAACUCUCUCCACUCGAAGGGAUACGUCUCCAUUGGGUGCGAGCCGUGCACCAGGCCGGUUCUGCCUGGGCAGCACGAGAGGGAAGGAAGGUGGUGGUGGGAGGAUGCAAAGGCUAAGGAGUGUGGACUCCACAAGGGGAAUAUCAAAGAAGAGGGAACACAACAACUCAAUGGAAAUAGAAAUGGAAACGGCGCUUCUCUUUCAAAUGAUAUCUUCAAUAGCCCGGAUUUGGUCACCCUGAGCCGACCGGGAAUAGAGAAUUUGGCCAAACUGGAGAACCGGAAGGAGCCGUGGCUCGUUGUGCUUUACGCUCCUUGGUGCCAAUUCUGCCAGGCAAUGGAAGGAUCAUAUGUCGAAUUGGCUGCGAAACUGAAGGAGAGCGGAGUGAAAGUCGGGAAAUUCAGGGCCGAUGGAGACGAGAAGGAAUUCGCAAAGCAGGAACUGCUGCUCGGGAGCUUCCCAACCAUCCUCUUCUUCCCGAAGCACUCCUUGAAGCCCAUCAAGUACCCAUCGGAGAAUAGAGAUGUGAACUCUCUUAUGGCCUUCGUGAAUGCCCUGCGAUGAUGAUCUUGGUACCUACCGCUACCGUGGUGGGUCCGGAACUUAUUGCAAGAGCCAGUCUUGUUUUAUAUUGAAAGGGCUUGAGAGGAACUGCCGGGGAAAGCUGCUUGUAAGGAGUCCUAAUUUUGGAGGGCGCCCUAUAGUUUUGAUACAUUUUAUUUUAAAAUUCGUGCCUUUCUUUUUCCUAGUUGUAUAAUUCUAGGGAAGCAAGUCCAUUUUUCUAAAGGUCAAUAAUAAUAAAAAGAGAGUACCCCUUUCUUUUUAUUCCAAUUUAAGUUUUUUCUUGACUUAUGUCCGAUGUAUAAUUAGGUAAAUGUAAGAAAAACCCAAUUAUAAAUUUAUGAGCGCCAUCACCUCGGUGAUCUGACAAUGUA
Molecule: messenger RNA, 1849 nt
Organism: Punica granatum (pomegranate)
Lineage: Eukaryota; Viridiplantae; Streptophyta; Magnoliopsida; Myrtales; Lythraceae
Source: RefSeq, a predicted model, not a curated record